UCCACUUCCCUCGAAGAAAACCGCCGGGAGAAUUACAGCACACCUUUCCAACUUCCAUGUUUUAAAUCUUUCUUUGUCCAUCGAAGAAGUUGCUUUCACUCAUCUUUUCAUACUUUUUCCUCCUUAAUAUUGAAAACCCAUCAAUAUUCUUUCGUCAUUUUUUAUGCUUGGAAUUAGUAAUAUUUCAGCUAUUUAUCAUCAUAUAGACAUAUAUGUUCGAUUUUGGUGAUGAAUUUGUGAUUGAGAGCCAGAGUGUUCCAUGGCUUAUAUGGGCUCAGUUACUUGUCACGAUUCUUCUUGUUGUUAUACUUUUUUUUGGAUUCAGCAUCUUUGCUUUGGAUCGAUUCAACAAUCCCUCCUGCAGCUCAGCAUCUUCUUCCUCUCAAUCCCAUGGCAAAGACGCUUUGCUCAAUAAAUCCAGCUCUUCACAUGGCUCUAAGGUUGAAGAAAGUCAAAGCAGUCAAAGGGAGACGGAGGCAAGUGCAUAUAAAGCUACCAUAGGAGAAGAAAUUGAAGAAAGAGAUGAAGCGUCAGUAAAGGAUAUAGCCCUUCUGAGGCUUUUGGGACAGGGAAACCACCCCUGCCAUUAUAUGAAUCUUGCUAAACAGGCUAUUCUCAAGUGUUUUGGCUUAGGUUAUACCUCUGAGAGAUCUCACAGUUGUAAACAUCGAAAGGAAGACUAAGGAAAAGAUUGCAGUCAGUCUUGGGCGGUGGAUGGAUUAAUCCAAGUAGAAUUAGCUGUUGUCAAUUGUACGAAUUUGUAAUCCAUAUUCACAUCUCACUGUAAUUUGGCUCCAGAAACUAGCUAACUCUAGUACGUUUAUUGAGAACUCGGCAAUCUAAUUAAUCUAUGGCUGCUGUCUAUUCAGGAAGGACAAUUUGUCAUUUGUUAAUUUGUUGGGAAAGAGUGCAUAAUUGCAGCCCUUCUGCUUCUGCUGUUUUAA
This is a messenger RNA of Coffea eugenioides, 944 nucleotides long. RefSeq lists its product as uncharacterized. The transcript has 3 exons. Lineage: Eukaryota; Viridiplantae; Streptophyta; Magnoliopsida; Gentianales; Rubiaceae. The record is from RefSeq and is a predicted model, not a curated record. Bases 213 to 683 code for a protein of 156 amino acids.